UCUCUCCGUAAUCUCUAAUUUCAAAUUCAUAUACACAUCUAUGCAUUCACUCAAACUUGUGAAGUUUUUCAUUUUUAGAAGCUUAAUCGUUCAUCAGAUCAAUGUUUGGAACCAUAAUCGUUGCUUGUAGGUGUUGAAAACUUGAAGUCGCAACCAAGUGUUUUUCAAUUUAGUUGUGGAAGUAGUGUGCAAGAGCCGAGGGAAGUAAUGAAAAGGGACAGAAAUGGGGGAAUUUGGGAUUUUGAGCAUGAGAUGGCUGCGGCCGGUGGUGAUCAGGAUCUGAUUCUGGGAUUGGAUGGUGGGACUACUUCGACGGUAUGUGUAUGCAUGCCGGUUAUCCCUCUCACUGACAACCACCUUCCUUCCGACCCUCCUCCGGUCUUGGCUCGUGCUGUUGCUGGCUGCUCCAAUCAUAAUAGUGUUGGAGAAACUGCUGCAAAGGAGACACUAGAACAUGUUAUGGCCGACGCUCUUUCAAAGGCAGGUUCUACUCGAUCUGCUGUUCGAGCAGUUUGUUUAGCUGUAUCGGGAGUUAAUCAUCCAACAGACCAGCAAAGGAUUUUAGAUUGGCUUAGAGCGAUAUUCCCCAAUGAUGUUAGGUGUUCCGUUCACAAUGAUGCCGUGGCUGCUAUGGCUAGUGGAACCAUGGGAAAGCUUCAUGGGUGUGUUCUAAUUGCUGGUACGGGGACCAUUGCUUAUGGGUAUACUGAAGAUGGAAGAGAAGCCCGGGCUUCUGGUGCAGGACCCAUAUUAGGUGAUUGGGGAAGUGGGUAUGGUAUAGCUGCAAUGGCAUUGACAUCAAUAAUAAGGGCUUACGAUGGUCGUGGUCCGCAAACAAUGCUUACAUCCAGCAUCCUGCAGGAACUCAAACUUUCUUCUCCAGAUGAACUAAUUGGGUGGACCUAUGCUGAUCCAUCUUGGGCUCGAAUUGCAGCUUUGGUCCCAGUUGUCGUAUCUUGCGCAGAAGCAGGCGAUGAAGUUGCAAAUGGCAUAUUACUUAAUGCAGUUCAGGAGCUGGCCUCAAGUGUCAAAGCUGUUGUUUGCAGACUUGGGUUGUGUGGCAAAGAUGGAAAGGAUUCUUGUCCGCUUGUAAUGGUUGGUGGUGUCCUUGAAGCUGAUAGGAGGUGGGAUAUAGGACAAGAAGUAAUUAGUUGCAUUUCCAAAGAGUUCCCUGGGAUGCGUCCAAUUCGGCCAACGGUCGAGCCUGCUGUUGGAGCAGCUUUGCUUGCGUGGAACUUCAUAAAGGAACAAUCCUAACACGAAGCAUUUGGAAGUUGACAAUCGUUAGGUACGAGCCCUCCAGGCAUGUUCACAUGUGAUUAGGCUAAAAAUAAACGAAAAGAAGUCGACCAUUAUUGAUGUCGGAUUUGAACUGUAUAGUAGCAAAGGAAAGAUAAAAGAACACCGAAACUGAACAGCAAGAUUUUUUUGUUGCGCGACUGUUAUUCUUGUAUUCAUCAACUGCGACUGUUAUUCUUGUAUUCAUCAACUGCGACUGUUAUUCUUGUAUUCAUCAACUGUUCAU
Molecule: messenger RNA, 1525 nt
Organism: Cynara cardunculus var. scolymus (artichoke)
Lineage: Eukaryota; Viridiplantae; Streptophyta; Magnoliopsida; Asterales; Asteraceae
Product: N-acetyl-D-glucosamine kinase-like
Exons: 8
Coding region: 208-1257 (349 amino acids)
Source: RefSeq, a predicted model, not a curated record